Zerene cesonia (dogface butterfly) is the source of this 2325-nucleotide messenger RNA. RefSeq lists its product as uncharacterized. Gene Ontology annotation, molecular function: structural constituent of chitin-based larval cuticle. NCBI's taxonomy places the organism in Eukaryota, Metazoa, Arthropoda, Insecta, Lepidoptera, Pieridae. The record is from RefSeq and is a predicted model, not a curated record. Gene Ontology annotation, cellular component: chitin-based extracellular matrix. The coding region runs from base 365 to 1399 and encodes 344 amino acids. The transcript is spliced from 5 exons.
GAAACCCGAAGCAGUUUCAACAGAACCGGCGCGUGCGCAACACGCGUUUGUUUUUCAAGCCUCCAAACCCGAUGCGAUCGCGAACGCGACGUUUUGUCUCUUAAUCUUUUUGUUCUAACAAUUUGUUUAAAUGGAAGUAUUGAGGACACACCUCAUUUCCCAUUGUUGCGAUUCUCUUUAACAUGCUGUGAAUAUUCUUUGUUAGCUUACAAUAGCAGUGUUAGUUCUACUUUCGUAAAAUUCAAAUUUAAACUGUCCCUGUGAAUAUAAACAUAUAUAACGUUCUAUAUUUCGUGUUAGUUGAAACGAAAAAGAAUUGGUCUCUAAAGAGAUACUACGGUGCUCAAUACGGUUGUGAUGAACAAUGUAUAAACAAGAGCUACUGAUAUUGAUGUGCGCCUGCAGUGCGUUGGCUGCCCUUGAUGGUUACAGCGCACAGCAAGACCCUGACCAGUUCCACAUUCAAACUGAUGAAGAUGAUGAACGUUACUUCUUGUACCAGACACACAACGGACAAUAUAGAAAAGAGCGGAGGCUCAAGGAUGGAUCCGUUGUAGGUACAACAGGUUGGGUGGGUGCUGAUGGAUAUUUGCGCUUACAAGACUACAUAGCAGAUGACCAAGGAUACCGAAUAUAUAAAUCUAAAACCGUUUACGUAGGUGACCGAUCUAUUGGGGAGUCAUUAAAAAUUGCUAAAACGGCACCUACAGAUUCGGGUUUCAAUAUAACACCAGCUCCAGCACCUCAUCCAAAUCGCGGCACGCCACGGUUUAGUACUACAACAAAAUCGCCAUUAUAUCCCUCAACGACUUUGAGGCCUCCCCAAUCUUACCCAAAAGAAGUCACAGCUACCCCCACACCGAUUCCAUCAUCAACACCUACGGUUGAAGUGUCUCCAAAUUCCAUCGAUACAUCCACUUCCUAUAAUUUUAGACCUACAGUGCCCCCUAUCACUUCAGAUGAAGCUGCCUCAACGCCUAAUCAAUUUGACUACGAUGUAACAAACACGAACGCGAUAGACGGAUACUAUUCAAGUGAUACUACUCCUUAUAAACACGUUGAUAUUUUCAAUCCCAACUCCUAUAGACAUUCUGAUGACUGGAUACGCAGGCAGAGACCUGGAGUCCGGCUGGGAGAUGGAUACACGCCACAAUUCCCAAGCUAUGAUGGAAUAGCAUUGAGAAGAAAUGGUUUCCGUUAUUAUCUUCCUAAACAAUACCAUGAAGAACAAACACAAAACUCGGAUGAAAGAAUCGGCAGUUUUGGUUAUGUCGAUCCUUUUGGUAUUCGACGCGUUAUUUAUUAUAAUGCUGCGCCAGGACAAGGAUUUCAAAUUCGCAAAAACAAUAGAUACGUUGGUCAUGACGCGACUCCUUAUGAUCCUAGACCAAUUGAUUGAUAAUUAUGAUGAAAGUGAUAUUUAGUUACCACCUACUAUCAGUAUUGUUUAAAAUAUAUCGGUAGAGACAAAACGAUUGAUCCUCGAACGACCUCUUAGCCAUAACGCUUAGGCAUUACUUAUUGACUAAAAUUUAUUUAUUAACAAUUACGUGAACACACGUCACAAUAUGGCACGAAUAAUUGAUGUGCCAUUACAACGUCUAAUUUAAUAAGUAUCUCAUUAUGUUAUAUUUAUAUGUAUAUUACAUAUCAAUUACAAAUAAAAAUAUUAGUAUGUAUAAAAAAAGAUAUUGGCAAAAAUAACACAAUUUUAUCUUCAUUGCUUUAAAAUUAAAAUAAAAACUAAAGCGGUGAAGAAGCAAUAAGAGGACUACAAAUGAAUGCAGCCAAAGAGUCCAAUUUUUAUAUAAAUUAAUAGUUAAUUUGCUUUUAAUAACAUGAAUCAAGGUGCUAUGUAUAACUUGUUUUAACCUAUGUAAUCGGUUGUCCUUAAUAGUUAUUGAGAAUAAUUUGUCAUUGUGUUUUUUUUAUGUAGAGGAUUAUGUCUUAUUUAUACAAUAUUGAAUGACGACUUGUUCCAAUAACUAUAUAAAUAAAAAUAUAACAUAUUUCCUAAUCAUGUUUUACUUUGUCGAUGGCUCUUUUUGUAAGUGAAGUUGUAAUUACAUUUAAUUAUUAUAAUUCUUAGAACUAAUAAUAGAAUAGUUUUGCACAAAUGCCCUGUUUUGCAUUCACUAAUUACAUAUAUGCUUAUGAAUUAAUGAUUUCAUAAUACUUCACACUGAUCAUAAUCUUAUACAACUUACCUAAUGAUCCAACGUAGUUAAAGGAAACAAGUAUGUUUUAAUUUAAAAUCAUUAUAUGUCACAAGUUAGCCCUAAUUAGGUAAAUGACGACAUGUUGCAAUAAAAGUAUUUAAGUAAU